Messenger RNA from Sarcophilus harrisii (Tasmanian devil), 8887 nucleotides. RefSeq names its product TraB domain containing 2B (gene TRABD2B). The transcript has 12 exons. Gene Ontology annotation, molecular function: metalloendopeptidase activity; Wnt-protein binding. Gene Ontology annotation, biological process: negative regulation of Wnt signaling pathway. Lineage: Eukaryota; Metazoa; Chordata; Mammalia; Dasyuromorphia; Dasyuridae. The coding region runs from base 343 to 3108 and encodes 921 amino acids. Gene Ontology annotation, cellular component: organelle membrane. The record is from RefSeq and is a predicted model, not a curated record.
GCCCCGCACUUGUUCCGCGCCGCCCGCCAGCCCGCCCGGCCCCUAGCCCGCAAACUCUCCCCGAAGGAGCGAGGCGCUGAAGCAGGCAGGGAGGCGGAGAGCACUGAGCCCGGGGGCCGGCCGGGCUGAGGGACGGAGGGGCAGGGACCCAGGCGCCCCUCCCCGGAGCCCGGAGCAUCCCUGGGCCGGCAGCGGGGCUCCGGGCCGGGCUGGAUUCCGAGAGGGGCGCCCUGCCCCUCUCUGCCCCCUUUCCGUGCCCUCGCUCCGCGUCCGCUCCCCGCUCCGCGCCCUGCCCCGUGCGCUCCGGACAGACUGACCGAUAAGUGGACGAGGAGUGGCACGAUGCCCGGGAGCCUGGCGGGACUCGGGCUGGGGCUGGCGCUCGCCUUAGCCCUGCUGCUGCUGCUGCUGCUGCGCGGAGCCUGCUCCCGGUCCGGGGAGCCUCUGGACGCCGCAGGACAGUGCCGGCCGCCUGGAUCGCAGGGAGACCUGAACUCCUUUCUCUGGACCAUUCAUCGGGACCCUCCGGCCUACCUGUUUGGAACCAUCCACGUUCCCUACACCCGGGUCUGGGACUUCAUCCCGGACAAUUCAAAGGCAGCCUUCGAGGCCAGCGCCCGGGUCUACUUUGAGCUCGACCUCACCGAUCCCUACACCAUCUCGGCCCUGGCCAGCUGCCAGCUGCUGCCCCAUGGCGAGAACCUCCAGGACGUGCUGCCCCGCGAGCUCUACCGGCGCCUCAAGCGCCAUCUGGACUACGUGAAGCUCAUGAUGCCCACCUGGAUGACGCCGGACCAGAGGGGCAAAGGCCUCUACGCCGACUACCUGUUCAACGCCAUCGCCGGCAACUGGGAACGCAAGCGUCCGGUCUGGGUGAUGCUCAUGGUGAACUCGCUCACGGAGACCGACGUGCGCUCUCGGGGCGUCCCCGUGCUGGACCUCUAUCUGGCUCAGGAGGCCGAGCGCAUGAAGAAGCGGACGGGAGCCGUGGAGAGGGUCGAAGAGCAGUGCCAUCCGCUCAAUGGGCUCAACUUCUCUCAGGUGCUGUUUGCCCUGAAUCAGACCCUGCUCCAGCACGAGAGCCUCAGGGCCGGCAGCCUGCAGGCCCCCUACACCACCGAAGACCUCAUCAAGCAUUACAAUUGCGGAGACCUCAACGCCGUCAUCUUCAACCAUGACACAUCCCAGGUAAAGCCUGCUGGGGGGGAAGGGCUGCGGGGGAGCAGCCGAAGGGAGGGAGGAGGAGAGCCAGGGGCGAUCAUCCCCACUGCCAACCCCCUCAGCGUGCACAAAGCCUUUUCUUCUCCACGGCCCAGUAGGAGGGCGCCUGGCCGAGCUUGCUUCCUGUUUCUGGGGGGCAUCUGUGUCUACCCCUUUCCAGGACUGGGCCUGAAGGGGCCCCGAGUCUCGUGGCUAGCAGGAAUCCCAUUCAGCUAUCAAGUCCAGCUGAGCAGGGAUCCCCAUUACGACCCACUAGCCAGGGCUCUGCUGGAAGGCCUUCAGUCAUGGGGAACUCCUUACAUCCUGUGUAACCCGUUCCAUGUGCCAUGGAGCAUGGAGAAAGGGGCUCCCCCCUUAGCCGCCUCCGACUCAUCCGCCGAGGUUGGGCUCAGUGCUGCUGGGGAGCACGGGGACAGAAGGAGGAAACCAGGUCUGGAAGGGCCAGAACAUGAGGCCCGGGCCCGGCUCUGGGUGGGGCUGUGGCAGCCGGCCAUCCUCAGCCAACUGGCCCCAGAUCUUGGAGUUUCCUGGAAUGGACAAUCCGCCAAAAACACAGGCCUUGGGCCAUCCCCCUGCCAGCCCCUCGGACCAUGGCACCGUCCAAAGCCAGUCCGGACCCAGGAGGACCAGAUCCAAGUCCUUGUCCUACUCGAGACCGAAAUUAUUAUUGAAAGAAUGCUUCCUGGUGCUGCCCCUGGGACCUCAGGCCGGGCCGAGAGGCCCAGGGCCUGGCACCCUGAUUCCGGCAUGCUGCCCGGCUGCCCCUCCUGCAGUCUCCAGGAAUACUGGCUCUGCAGGAGCAGCCAAGGCCCGCCUCUGGCACACAUGGGCUGGCUGAUCCUGAGCGAGACAGCCGGAUUCCUGCCUGGGGUACAGAGAGAGCCCUCAUCUUCCUGCCUGGCAGCUUUCCUGAGAGCUCCCCCCCGCCGACGCCUCCCAGAGGCCCUUGCGCCUUUCUGUCUCACCCCCCCCUCCAGCCCAGUACAGCUAGUGGGCACUUUUCAGCAUGAGCGCAGGGCUGACUUUUGGGUUGUGCCCCCCGAGGUCAGCCUUCAGUACUUCUGGGUGGUGGGGCUGACUGGGGUCUCAGAGCACAAGCUGGGGAAGCUCGGGGUGGAGGAGGAGCAAUGGGGCUCUUCCAUCCGCCCUUCAAUCAGCCAGGAACGAUUCAUUAACUGCCUACUAUGUGCAGCACCAGACCCCGUGGUCUCCAAAGAUUCCCCCCAGAUACUGAGCUAUAGUCCUACCCCAGUGCUUAGCAUACAGCAGAUGUUCUUCUCGUUUGCUAUUUCAGGUCAUUUCCUGGGGAACAACACUGUGAUUGACGUCCUGCGCCAGGCUGGGUUCGAGGUGGAGCAUACCCCGCCAGGGAAGGCCGUGCACAGCUCCAGCCCCCGGAGUUCCCAGCCCCCUUCUCCAGAGCCCGUUGUGACCAUGGCCCCCACGGUGCCACCGAUGGAGCACAGCCCACCCUCCUCCCCGGCCUCUACGCCCCCUGGGCCAGAGGACGAAGAGGAGGAAGAGGACGACCUCCUGUCCCCCCACCUUCUGCUCUCCGACAGCCUGAGCCAGCUGGAGGAGUUUGGGCGACAGAAGAAAUGGCGGCGGAAGCAUCACAAGCAGCACCGACCGCGGCAGUUCAACGAUCUGUGGGUCCGGAUUGAGGACAGUACGACGACAGUGCCUUCCCCAUCCAGGGCCACCAGUGCCUACGACACCGCCAAGCCUCCCACCAGGUUUGCCAAACAGCUGGAACAUCGGCCGCCACCGGCCCCGCCAGAACCCCCGGGACCCUCCGGAAGCUCAGCCGCAGUCGCUUCUCCAUUGACUUCCUUCCUUCUCUUCACAACCGGCACCAUCCUCCUGCAAAUGGUGGGGCCAUCCUGACUUCCACCGACCCCAGGUGCAAGAGCUGGAGUAGAGACUGUGGUAAAUGAUGAAUUGAUUCUGAGGGUGUGGCUGUCCUCCCUGGCCCCUGGAGCGCUCCUGGGGAAUGAGGAUUCUGGCCCCCUGGGGAGGACUUGACACAUUUCUGGGAAACACUUUCUCAUGAUACUGACUUACAUCUUCUUUUUUGUAGAAGGAUCUUAAUUUCCCCUAGUACUAUGGGGCUUGUUUUGUAAUAUAUUUGUCCAUGUUUUAAAAAGAAGCAUAUUUAUUCUAUGAUAAACUUAUUUUUAUGAUGUAUAUGUUAAUAAUACACUUAUUAAACUGUAUUGCCGGCCACCUAGCUAAAUGAAUAUUUCCUAUCUGUGACUUUAGUGCCUUCCUCCCUAAGGGUCUGGCGAGAGCUUUAGACUGGGGGAGGGGAGUCACUGUUUGUAUUUUGCCUCCCCCAGGAACUAGAGGCUUGCAGUGGCUCCCCAUACUUUAGGGGAAUUGGGAUGACAGACUUUUGCAUGACGCAUGGUCUUGGAGGAAUAAUAUCCAAAAUGGGAGCCUUACCUCUGACCCUGGACAGUAGUUGCCCCCUUGGGGCCUGUGGUUUGGCGGAAUAGGUGAGGGUGCUUUGUCCCAUCACUGGGAGGAUUUUUGCUCAUGCUUAUGCUGCUAUUGUGAAAGCCCCCAGAAGUCACUGCAUUCACUUGGGACCCCCGGGCAAGUGAUCUGACCAAAGCAUAUAGAGAGUAGUGUUCCUUCAUGUGGCAGUGAGGCAAUGAGCCGUCACCAAGAAAGAGGGAUGCCCAGAGUUGGAAGAAAGCUUUGAGAUCAAGCCCCGUCCCAUCAUUUUUCAGUGGUGGAAAUUAAGGUUCAGAGAAAGGAAAUGAUUUGUCCAGAGUCCCAUAAGAAAUGACUAAGAGAAGUGAGACUGGAGCACAGGUCAGGAAAAAUAGAUCUCUGAAGGAAGCCCUGGAAGGAGUGAAGAUGAGUAAUAUUAUCCCUAUUUGGGGGAAACUGAGGCCCAGCAACAUGAAGGAAUUUAUUUGAAGUCAAAUAAAGGACUUUCAUAGAAUUUAGAAAUGAAAAGAAACUUAGAAACCAUAACAUCUAAUUCCUUUAUUCACAGACAGGAGACUAGACAUGUGGAAGGACAGCGUCUUGUACUCAGGUCUUACCAUAAGUGAAGGAUUAUUCUGUGUUCUCAUGCCUCUAGGGCUGACUGGAUAAUUUGGUCUCACCAUUGAGGUUUCUAUAAUUUAGAAGAAACCUUAGAGAUGGCAAGCAGUGGAGGUCAAUAAAAGUAAAGAAGGUUCCCACAGUUCCUUGCAGCCAGAGCUGGAACCCAGGGCUUUGGAUUCCCAGCUAAAACAUUUUUGCUCUCUCAUGAUGGGGAUUCCGAUCACUGUGCAAUGGCUCUCCUCCAUGGCUAAGGGCAGGGGGCAGAGGGCAGGGAGAGGCCCUGGGGUUGGCAGAGGGACAGAAUAUGCCCUUUGCUUUUUCUGAACUCAGAUGGUAGAAAGGCCAGGAGUUAGGAUAUAGGGGCAGAGAGCACAGCCAGGCCUGUGGCAGCCAUCUGGUCAGAGUUGUCUCUGUGUGAGUGAGAAUCAUGGCUCAGUCGAGGGCCAGGGCCAGGGUCAGGGAAUGGCGAGUCUUGGGUCUCAAUCUCUGCGGCAACCUCAAAUUUCCUACCAAGACUGGCUCAUCGAGAACAUACUUGGCCCCUGAGUCAGCCAGUUGGCCAGGACCCAAGAUCUUUCCUGAGUUGCCAUUGUGCCCGUGCCUCUGCUUAGGUACAGGUGAGUUCCUACUUUGUGGAUGCUCUGGUGAUGGAGAAAAUCCCCAUGCAACAAGUCGUCCAAUGACAGAAAUCACAAAGCAUCCUCCAGGAAACAUUAUGUCACAGUAGAAAGUGCUAAGGGGCUCGGGGCUCCAGAGGCUCCGCUCAGCUCCGGGAAAUCGAGGGGACCGAGAGGAGGCUUCCUGGAGAAGGAGACCCCUCUUAGAGCUAGCUUAAGAAAAGGAGUAGCAUCAUUUGAAUAGAAGUUGAAAGCCCGUUUCUGGACCCUGUCAAGGCUGCUUCCCCAGGGCUCUGGAGCAGGAAGAGAUCUCUGGGACAACAGAGAUGUUGCCUUCAUGUUCAGGAAUCAAAGAAGCCCAGGAUCUCCUAGUCUGAGCUGGAAGGAAGCUCAGUGAUGUUACCCAUGAACCACCAUCCCUGUACCCGUCUCUCUGGGGGAUAAUUAUUCGCCUCUUCUCUAAGGAAAAGGGAGCUCCCUACCUCUCAAAGCAGUCCAGUUCUCUUUGGGAUUGCUGAUGGUUAGACCCUAAGAAUCUGUUUUCCUAGCCCUAAUAAUCCUUUGUAAUGACAAGGAAGGAUGCUGGGAAUAACUGAAUUCAGAGCCAGAGGAUCAACAUUUCGAACUGUAGGUCACCUUGGAAUUGCUUAGUUCCCUCCCUCCUCCCCUGCUGAGCCCCUGCACCCAUUCCUCCCACCCCCCGACUUUACAAAGGAAGGCAACAGGGUCUAGAGCAGGCGAGUGAUUGUUCAAAGUUGUAAAAAGCUGGAAAGGACCCCAGACACUCUCCGUCCAACCCUCUCAUCUUAGAAGGAAAAGGGACCUAGAGCUGGGCAAGUAAUUGGCUUAAGGUCAUACAGCUUUUAGGUCUCAAGGCCAGAAUCUAAACCCAGGUUCUGAGACAUGGCAGACCGGGGGUCUGGGGAGUGUCUGGGCCCUCUCCAGCUCUGGGUCCUGGGAAGUGAUCCCCAGGCAGAAGAUCUGGCCCCAAAGUGGCCAAGCAUGGGACUGACUGUUCCUGGGAUGGUGAUGACACGCUGCUGUGGCUUCCUUCAGACCCGCGGCCCCACGCUCUCUGAGCUCGGGGCCAGAUGCCGCUCUGAUGAGCCGGGCUCCACCCUCCUGGGGCUGCUCUUCCAGAGGCUUCAUUCCAGGGCCAGGGUGAUGCAUGGAAAACGGAGCAGACCUUCCCCAGGGUCCCCUCGCCCCUUGUGGUCCCCACACUGGGAACGGAACGCAAAAUCUCCGGCAUCCUGGCCGGCUUCUUCUUGGCAAGGAAGACACUUCCGACUUCUGAGAGAAAGGGGCUUAGCGAGCUUAGGAGGGGGGCUCCAGCGGCGUGUUGGACAUCAAACAGAGCUUGCAAAACAGGAUUUUGGUGAGAUAAGUGUAAAGGAAUUAGAAACACACGGGCCAGACUUCCCUCUGACAUGCCCGCUGCCGCCUCUGGGGAAGCUGGCGUGGGGAGCGUGGCUUCGGUUCUGUAGGAAAGAAAUGUUGGCAAAAACAGCCCCUUGACAGAGCUUGGCCCCAAGAAUCCCCUGUGCCCAGGCCCUGGGUGGGGCCAUGUCCUGACUCACUUUUUCUGCUUUCCUUCCUAUUAACUUUGGAAACGACAGACAAGGUCAUCCUUCCAGGUCUCUGUCGUCCAGAUGAGGAAAGUGAAUUGGAAGGUGAACUUUUUGAGAGCCCGACUGUCCAAUUUUUCAAUUUAUAUUUCUAGUCUUUGCACAGUGCUGUGUAUACAGUAAGCACUUCAUCAAUGCUUCAUUCAUUCAAAUGAGGCUACCCCAAAGUGCUGGUCCUCUGAGGGAUCUUUUUUGUCAGUCAGUCAACAGGUAUCGUUAAGUGUCUCCUGGGUUUCGUGUCCUGUGCUCAGUAUUUGGAAUACAAACACAUGAUAAAAUCCUUGUCCACAGUAGGCUAACUCUCUAAAGUCCAUCUUUCUGAGCUGGGAGAAUUGUCUCUGCAACUCUCUGCCAAGUGGUCACACAGCCCCUGUUUGAAGACUUGAAGUGACAGGGAACUCACUACUUGUCAAGACGGCCCAGUCCACAGUUGAAUGGCUCUAAUGGUAAGGAAGAUUUUCUUUAGAGCCAAUCUAAAUGUUUCUCUUUGUGGCUUCCCCGCCUCCUCCUUGUUUUGCCCUUUUGGCUCAAGUUGAACGAGAGAUCCCUCUUCCCCACAAGAUCCUUUAGGAUUUGAGGUUGGAGCUGUUGUCUUGUUUUCUUGUACCUUGAUAUCCCCAGUUCCAUGAAUUGAUGCUUGUACAGCUUGGUCUUUGAUCCUCUUACCACCUGGGCUGUCUGUUUCCGUACAGCCCCUUGACUUGGCCAACCUGAGUCCACUAUAUCCCUUCUCCUCCACGUCCUGUUCCAGUUGGGAACCUGACAUCCUUUCUGGCUGCCCUGGGGCAAGGUCACCUUUUCCUGAAGCGUCCAGUGGCUCAGCGGGCUGGGCUUUGUCCAGUCCCAGUCACUGGAGGAAGCCCUUUGGGAUGCUCUCGCCCAUGUGGAGCUGUUCUCUGCCUGCGGCAAUCAACACUUUGGGAACAUCUUCAAUGAAACUCUUUUAGGUCCCCGGCCAAUCCAUGGCCAAGAGAACUGGCUUUGAGACAAGAGCUUGAGAAUAAAUGGCGAGUUCUUGCAAUCACAAACACAUGUCCACAUGAAAUGGGAUGUCAACAUGUGUGAUGGCUCCAUGUGCAGAUGUGACUCGUGACUCAGGUCCCUGUCCCAUCCUCCUCUCCCUGCCUCGAUUAUUCCAGAGCAAACUGACAGCCCAUCCGUGGACACUGGGCAUAAUGAAUGGAUGGAGCCAGAACCUGUUUUUUUCCAAAAUGGAUGCCUGCCUGAGGCACCUCCUCCAGGCCUCCAUCUUUGGAAUUUCUGGUUGUCACAGAGUUAUGGGAUUUAGAGUUGGCAGCAGUGCUGGAACGUAGACCGUGGAGCAUCAGAGCUAGGAAGGAUCAGAGGAACAGAGAAAGUCAGAGUGGGAGACAUUUACAAUAUGGAAUAUGAAAUGUUCCAAAAGACUUUAGGGCUCAUCUCAGUUACAAAUGGGGAAAAUGAGGCUCCAGUUGCUGACAGAAGUAGCUUUUUGGAUAGUCUGGAGUCAGCGGUGUUGAUAUGGGGUAAAUGAACAUUCUGAACAUUAAGCAGGGAGAUCUGGGUCUUACUCCUAACUGUCUCCCAUUUGCCAUGAGUUGAUUGGGUAAAACCUGGUCUUUCUGUGAAUCUUAAUGCCAGAUUUUGUAAAGGAGGAAGUCAUCCCAAAGUCCUCUCUGCUGCUAAAUCUGAGGAUGUGACUUCAUCUCUCUGGGUCUCAGUUCUUUUGCUUGUUAAAGAGGGGUAACAACCCGCUCCUCCCAGGCUUCCCAAAGCACUAAAUAAGGACUGAUGUGGGGGAAAGGUACAGUCAGUAUUUUAAACCAAAGCUGGGAGGGGCUCUGCCUUCUUUUAGUUGAUAGAAGAUUGCGGUGUAAGGGGUGAGAGAAAGAGUAAGAGCUCCCAAACGUACUUCCCUUGGCCCCACACCAAAUCAGUCCAAGCGUCAGCUCACGAGCCUUCCUAGAAAACACUGGCUGAGUUCUAUUCAGUACGGAUACUAGCGUUUUUGUCAGGCUGAGGGGUCACCCAUUCUAAGGAGAGGCCACAGGUAUCUCUCUGGCCUUCCGAGCCUCCAGGAGGAGGCUGACUCGAGAUCUUUCCCAGAAAUGUGCCUGACCUUUGUCCUCUUUCACUGGGGAUGCCGGGACCUCUGCUGACCCUCCCAAUCUAUGGGCAUCCCUUGGAAAGAGCACCUCUGGAAUGUUGGGUUUGAAAUGUUUCCAAAGCAAAUGGGUGGGUUUUCAUCCCCCCCACACACACACUCCUCUUUUGAAGUUUUGUGAAGAAUUUCCUAAAGAAUGUAAUGAACAGAAGAGAAAAAAUGUUAUUAAUGUUAUUUUGUCAAGAUAUUUUUGUAGCAUAAUAUAUUAAUAAUAAAAG